AUGGGCAGAGGCGGAGCCCGGCGGCGAGGCGGAGCUCCGGCUCUUGUCUGGCGCCGCCGCCGCCUCCUCUGGCGCAGUCCGGGCUCGGCUCCGUCGCUCGCUUGCUGUCGCCGCCGCCGUCGUCUGGGCAGCCUCGGCCUCCCGUCCAACCCAGAGGGAGCGAUGGGCCCAGCGCUGCUGCUCGCGCUGCUCUCGGGCCUCGGAGCCGCCAAGGUAGGCGAUUCGAACCCAGAACCGGCGCCGGAACAUCAGUCCGCCGGGCGGGCAGGAUGACCGGGGGACGCGAGCCACUUGCGGGAUGAGCGAGCAUCCGUGGAGGGGGCGAGGGAUCGGAUAUCGCGCGUUACGGGUGCCGGGUUAUCUGGGGACUCCACACCCAGAGGACACGUAGACGAGCCCCUGGCCCUGCGGCUUGGCUUCCUUGCUGGAGAGAUCCAGAACCAUUGGGCUCUGCCGGCAGCUUUCUGUGGCGCACCUGCUUUUCUGCCUCUGCGCAGCCAGCCGCGCUCUGGAGGGCGCGCAUCUGAUUUCUGUAGACGACUGAAUAGUCGUCGUUGGCAGCCCAGGGAGAAAGGAGUCGCGGGGGGGGGGGGACUCAGGAGCCCAAUUAAUGGGGCACUGUGGGGUUGGCGGGGGGUGUGUGUGUGUGUGGAUGAGGAGCGUUCUUCAUCUAAAUGAUGGUGAUCUGGAAUAAGGAUGCUCUCCAAACUGUGCCCGACAUCUGGCAAUCUGCGUGUGUUUCUGUGCUGGGAAGGAAAAAACAGCGAGUCAUUUUACCAUCUUUUUCACCCGCCGAUCCAAAAAAAGGCGCUCGUGUGUGUGUUUCUGCGUGUGCUUGUGACUCAUGCCUGUUCCCUCUGUGAGCAACUGGGGACUUUUGUGGGUGGAAAGGUAAAGGAUGCGUUACGAAUUCAGCUCCAUCGUUUCCAAGAAUUACGCACAGCAGAAGAAGAGUGUGUAUGUGUGCAAAGGGCCGAGCGAGUGCUGGGGGGCGUUGCUGUGUACAAAGUGUGGGUGCGCGGGACUAAGGAUGAGCUAAGGGUGUGGGGUUUUUGUGGAAAAGGUGUGACGGGUGCAAGCCAAAUUGCGGGGUGUGUCUGUGCGUGUGAUAUCCGAGUGGGCAGAUGGGUCGCAAAAGAAGUACGCCGUUAUUUUUGCACCCGUUCUCCAUCUGUACAAGACGGAGUGUGUGCGUGUGUGUUUGUGUGUAAAAGGAGGUGCAAAGUGAGGGGGUACUGAAAUACAUGCCAUGUACUAUUCGUUUUAAAAAAUAAUUCAGGGCAUGUAUUUUGGGGCAUUUUAUUGAACAAAAUUCAUAUACUAAUUGAUUGUCAAUAGAGCCUCUAAACGAGUUACAGAACAAUAAAACCAGCAUUAAAAUCAAAACAUUUUUUAAAAUGCCAAUAAAAGACAAGAGUUAAAAGCAGGAAUGAAAACAUAUAUCAAAGAAUACUUAAAAUCUGCAAUAAACUGGAAACAUAUUAAGGCACAAUUUUCAUUGAUGGGCUUUUAUGUCCAUGGCCUGUCUGCUGUGCGCUGCCACCCAUCUCAACUGUAGGAGUCUUGACUCCUUAUUAAGGGGCAGGGGUAGUUUGAACAAAGCCAGAGGCAGAUUGGAUGUUGCUGGGCUUUUGCACAUAUGUAGAAUGUGUGUUUGAGGUGGGAGAGGCUGAAGGGAGCCCCCCUUAGCUCAGGAGAGCCUCACAACCACCAAAGUGAUUUCUCAGUGUACCCAAACCAAGCAGGCUUCCCAGCAUCCAUCCUCCUGGUGGUUGUGACUAACUCUGCAGGAAGACUGCAGAGGACCUUCCACUGUGACACAUCCUCAAGGGCUUCUGUGCACAUCCUUGCAGAGAUGCCCGGCCUUAGUCUGGCCCAUCUGCCUCCUCUACUGGCAGAUCUCCCUUGCCCCCAUUCCAGAGGGUCUUUCAGCUCCUGAAUCUUGAUUACGGCUCAAGUAAAUUUCUCCAUUUGGGUAGGCGUUAGUCAGCGGAAGUUUGGUUACUGGUCCCCAGAUGUGAGAUGGGCGCAUGGUGCAAAUUGAUAUGUUAAUAAUAACAAUGAUGUUAAUCAUUAUUAAUGAUUAGUAAUGCCCUGAAAUUUGGCUGCUGUUAGUUACGUAGAUACGGCUUGUAUAUGAAGGACAUGUGGUGAUUUGCAAUAACCAAUUUGCAAUUGGGAAAAGAGUGUGGCUGGUAUAGAUCAUAUUUGUGUGUAUUGGGCUAGUAGGUCAGAACUUGGAAACAGGCUUCUGGUACACACACACACACACACACACACAAAUUCAGCCUUUGUUGUUCUGUCUUCAUCAAAGCCUUUUUACAAAUGUGAAGAAAAAUAGAAAAAUGGAUGUGAUUCUAACCAAUUAUACCAUCUGGAGAUGCAGAAAUAUAAACACCUACAUCUACAAAGGGAGAAGCAAAAUGCCAUACUAUGGCAGUCAAGAGGCAAAAUAGUUUAUUGUGACGUGAGCUUUUCAGUCCCUACAACUGGUCCUGCGAAUAUCUACUGCCUCACCAGAAAACCAUCUCAUUUUCUGUCCUUUAGCUGUAUCAGAAUUAUUGCACAAAUCGGACAAAAAUCCAGAGUGAAACCAAGAAGAAAAAUCUGGAAAGAGUCUAAUAGAAGGGGCUCAGGCAUAGUCUAGUUUUCUGGCUUGGCUUUUUUAUUUAAUUUUUUUUUUUAAGUCUCUAUCUCAUGUUCUUCUAGACGUCAGAGCAGGAAAUGUGCAGGCAGUUUUCGGCUCAAUUACUCACUCAAAAUUAAAUCUGCCUCUGCUUUGUAGUAUUCACCCCCACGCCUCCCCUAGCCAUGAAGCUCACUGAGUAAUGCUUGAUAAUUCAGCAUGCAGUGGCACUUCUGGUUGCGAAUGGGAGGCCCGUUCGCAACAUGAAAAGCUCACAACCUGAAGUGCUGUAUCUGUGCAGGUGCGCGGCGUGAUUUGGCACUUGUGCACAUGCGCAAAGCAUGAUUUUGUGCUAUUAUUAUUAUUAUUAUUAUUUAUUAUUAUUAUUAUUUAUACCCUGCCCAUCUGGCUGGGUCUCCCCAGCCACCCUGGGCGGCUUCCAACAAAGUAUGAAAAUACAGUGGUCUGUGGGGUUUUUUAAUGUAUUUUUAUUAAAGAUUUUCUUGAUUUACAAAGGUAUGUGCAAAGUCUCUCAUAUUUUUGUUUUCCACGUAACAACUUUUUUUUUUUACAAAUCGGUUUCAUUUGUUGAGACAUUAGGAAGAAUAGGGGGAAAGAGGUGGUGGUGGGGAUAUGAGUGGGGGUGGUGUCGGGUGGUGAAUACAGUGGUCUGUUAAACAUUAAAAGCUUCCCUAAACAGGGCUGCCUUCAGAUGCACGUGCUGCACAUGCGCGAGCGGCGAAACCCGGAAGUAACCCUUUCCGGUACUUCCGGGUCGCCGCGGGACGCAACGUGAAAAAACGUAACAUGAAGCAAACAUAACAUGAGGUAUGACUGUAGUUGCGCCUAAACACCAGGGCUGAUCCAAGAUGUUUUGCUGCUGGAGGCAGAACAGCAAAUGACACCUGCACCUCCAAAAGUCAAGGUGCAUCGUGAGCAAGACGGACUGAGUUAGAAUUGUGGAGCUGGAAGGGACCCUGAGAGUCAUCUAGCCCAACCCCCAGCAAAGAGGGAAUCUCAGCUAAAGCAUCCCUGACAGAUGACAGAUGGCCAUCCAGCCUCUCAUUGAAAACCUCCAAGGGAGGAGACUUUGCCGCCAUUGAACAGCUCUUACUGUCAGAAAGUUCUUCCUAAUGUUACGUUGGAAUCUCCUUUCUUGUAACUUGAAUCCGUUGGUUUGGGUCCUGCCCUCUGGAGCAGGAGAAAAUAAGCUUGUUAUUGUGGCACCUGAGGCAUAAAAUCCCACAAAUUCAUUUCCCUGGGAGUAAAAAAAAUGCAACGACAAUAAAUUCAAUAACCAUUUGCUGUUCUUUUGGGACACUCAGAAUGAUCUUCCUGCGGCAGUUACCUCAUGUCCUGCCAGGACCUUGUUGGUAUCGUUUCAAAGGCUAAGCGCUUCCCCUUGCUAAAACCAAUAAGGUCACAUCCACACGAUAUAUUUAAAGCACGUGGCUUCCCCCAGAGGACCCUGGGAACAAGCUUGUUAAGGGUACUGGGAAUGGUAGCGCCAUGUGGGAUAAACUAGUUUCCAGAAUUGCUUGGGGGAACCAGGACUGUCAAAACCAUUGUAAAUUUGCUUUAAAUGUAUGGUGUGGAUGUUACCCAAGAUGUAAAAGUGCUUUGUUUUUGGUUGAAUUGUGCCCUUUACCAUUUUUGUUUUCACUUUAAUUCUUAAGUUACUUUAAACAUAUCAAAUGGCUUUUUCAUACUUCGCUGUUGUUGUAAACAAAAUCAGCCCUUCUUCCCUUAUGGGGUAUCCAAGAGCCCAUAUGGAGUCCUUAAGUGGGUUCCCUAUCAGUAGGAGAAAAUAACAGAGGCCAACCAGAGAAUAUUGAGAAGCAAAGCAGCUAGUAAGCCUGAUCUUUAUUGAUCUGUUGCAACAGGGUGCUCCCCUCACACGCAGGAAAGGAGGAGGACCCAGAAUAUAGGUGUGCCUGCCCUAUAUUUAAAUUCCCUGACCUGGAGCUCAAGGCCACCCCUCCAUACAUCAUACAUACAUCACAGAAGGGGUGUAACCCAAGACCACAACCCACAAACAUCAUACCUACAUCACAGAAAAGGCGGUCUACAACAGAAAUUUGAAUGUUGUUGUUUUUCCUGUCUGCCAGGUUAUCUGAUAAUGCCUUUCCUGGUAGUCUGGCCAUUCCUUUGAGAUGGUGAUUACCCAAUUGCUGAGACAAUGGGAAGGUUCCCUCACGUCCUCCCUCCUUGUAGAGAAAACAUUGGUCAGUUUGGGAGUCAAAAUGGUUUCAGGACGGUCUUCCUGUGCUGCUCCAGACAUGUGGUCCACAUAUCUAUGUACAUGCUUGGUUGCUACAUUAAUGAACAUUUAUUAUAUCCGUUCCGGAGCCCCGUUUGCAUCCAGAAGUGAACGCAACCCGCAUCUGUGCGUGCGCGGAUCGUGAUUUGCCGCUUCUGCUCAUGCGCAUGACGUCACUUUGACCAUCUGCGCAUGCACGAGCGGCGAAACCCGGAAGUAACGCGCUCCGUUACUUCCGGGUCGCCGCAGCGCACAACCUGAAAAUACUUAUCCCAAAGCUACUUCAACCCGAGGUAUGACUGUAUAUACAAGACUUUACAUUUUUUUGUUACACUGUUCCAUAUUGAUGUAUGACGGCCCACACCACGAAAUGCCCAGCGACUGGCGUGCUGUGGGGCAGAGGUGGUACCGUGUUCCCCUCCCUGCGAUUGCUGCCAGCCUGACUUCUGACCUUUCCUUAAAAUUCAGUUUGCAAUCUUUCCCCCUGUUUCUUACAGCCUCUCCCCAGCACAGGGGGCUCCCGUGGAGGGCUGAACCACAACUUACCUGGGGGAGCCCGAAGGGUUCGGCGGGAGCUGCAGGGAGUGCCCUACGAGGCAGUUGAGACUGCAUUGGCCAACGAGGUGUAUUACCCCGAACUCGUCCGGCUGGCAGCGCUGGAGAGAGCCAUGUCGUCCCCUGGUGGUCAGCUGCAGGAAGAGCACCUCGCCCAAGCCUUAGAGAGAGCCAUGGCCUCCUCUGGUAACCAACUGCAAGAUGACCGCUUGGCCCAGGCGCUAGAGAGAGCGGUGGCACCGGCCGGGAACCAGUUCCAACCAGACGAACGCUUGGCCCUUGCUCUGCAGCGCCUCCUUCAGGACGGGCAUCGCCGGGACCAGGAGUCUGCCUAUCUGGCCAACUUGCUCAGGCUUUGGGAAGAAGCAAAGGGGGCCCCGUUGUACCCAGAGUAUGAUGAGACCGGCUUAGCAGGCAACUCCUUCCCACCUCAAACACAGCGAAAUCGCCACUGGGUCCCAGAAGGAGGAUUUGAACCCCAAGAGGAGCUGGGAGGGGAGGAAGAACCCACUGGGGAGAUGGACCCAGAGAUGCUGAGGUAGCUGGAAUGGGGUCCCAUUUCUGAGCUAGGGCUUAGCCCCAGAACCUGUUUGGAAUGUCAUUCUCAGCUGUGUAACACAGGAAGCAAUAAAGAAGGGAGUGCCUAUGACAUAGCUGUCAACUCUUCCCUUUUUUUAAAGGGAAAUCCCCUUAUUCUGAAUAGGAUUCCUCGCAAGAAAAGGGGAAAGUUGACAGCUAUGGCCUAUGAGCAUGUGCAGAAUGCCCACACAUCGUCCUCCAUUGCAGAAUAAAUUCAGGCUGCCUUCACACACCUCUCUUUUUAUAUAGAAUAUAUAAUUAAAAUAACAAGAUAGUACAUUUGAGGAAGCAGUUAAUGGAACAGGAAGUGGUACAUAAGAAAUUUCAGUGGCAGUUUAUAUUUUCACCAGAAUCAAGCAGUAAAGCGUUUUCCUGGUUUCAGGUUUCAGGUGUGGGGCUAUGUCUGCGUGACUAUCUCCACUUUUUUUUUUUUAACCAUGCAUAUAGAAAAGUAGCUUGUCGUGGAGAAGAGUUCACCCAGCCCUCUCCCUGGCAAGCUCUUUGUCCAAAUGCAGGGAGUUUGUUUUGCAAGAGUAACUCGUUCAGCAAUGCAAACCCUCACCUGAAAUGGUGUAAUCCAGCAAUGACGUUCCAUCUCUUGUAUGAUGAACUGGCUUUUUGGAGUAUAAAAAUAAUUAUCCAAUAAUACAGGAAGAUUCAAACAAUGUUUGGGAAAUGCAUGGUUUUAAACAACUUGUGCGUUAACACAGCCUGCCCCUGCCUCACGCACAUGGAAACAAAGGGCAAGAUUGCUAGGCAGAAGAACAAGGUAUGGUCUCCAGCAGUUUUACCUUUUUAAAGAAAACCAUAGUCUAGGAAAUAUUCAGUGUAGAAAAUCUGGACCCUAGAACCGCCGUCUUCGGCCUGAGGUCCUCCUGAGGUCCUGGACUACAAAUCCCCUCUUUCCUGACUCUUUCCUGACUGCUGGCCAUGCUAGCGGGAGCUGAUGAGAAUUGUAGUUCAAAGCAUCUGAAAGAUGCUGCUGGGCCCAACAGCCCCUCCCCCACCUGGAUAUUCCAGGUAGGUCCCCAGAUUUGCAUCUGGCGGCUUACAUGCAGGUGGAAUUCUGGAAUUUUAGUUAGUGCACUGCGCAGUCACUAAUUUCUUAGUAAGGAGGGAACCUGCUUCACUUUAGGUAGAUUUUGGCAUGUAAUAAUUUUAGUAAAAUGCAAUAAAACCACGAUGUAGAGCAAUAUAGGAUGCGGGUGGCGCUGUGGGUUAUACCACAGAGCCUAGGACUUGCCCAUCGGACGGUCGGCGGUUCGAAUCCCCGCGAUGGGGUGAGCUCCCGUUGCUCGGUCCCAGCUCCUACCAACCUGCAGUUCGAAAGCACGUCAAAAUGCAAAUAGAUAAAUAGGUACCGCUCCAGCGGGAAGGUAAACGGUGUUUCCGUGCGCUGCUCUGGUUUGCCAGAAGCGGCUUAGUCAUGCUGGCCACAUGACCCGGGAAGCUGUACACCGGCUCCCUCGACCAAUAAAGCGAGAUGAGCGCCGCAACCCCACAGUCGGCCACGACUGGACCUAAUGGUCAGGGGUCCCUUUACCUUUACCUAUAUAGCAUUAUAGACUGUCUGGGUUGCAUCCAGUGCUGUCCUUCCAUUUGUGAAAGGCACCUUCUGUGAGUGCAAAAGAGAGGGAGGAAUUUCUCCUUUUUCCUACAGCUCCCUGCACUGCCUUCCAUGCUAUUCCAGAGGAACUGAGCAUAUUUGUGUCUGUGUGUGCGCGCACGCGUGCAGAGAUCUGGAGAAGGAUGGCAGGAGGAGUAGUAGACAUUGUCUGCUCUCCAUGCCCCCUGGAUCAAGGAACCCUUUGGAAGGACAGGGCUGAGUCCAAGUACUUGCAUUUCUCUGUUUGCUACCUUAAGGGAACCUUUUCCCACAUCGACUUGGCUGGUGAGGAAAGCUUGUCUUAUCAGCUGUAGAACCGCAGUGAGCCACAAAGUAUUGUGGGACACACACAAUGGGAGAUGGUCACUGCGGGGGCAAGCUGUUUUCCCUGGAAGUCUGGACACCAGUAUCAAUAUUGUCAGUAAGACAUCUCGGAUAAGCUUUCAACUUAUCUAAGAAGCCAUUAUCCUAGGGUAUGGAGAAGGGGAAGACUAAUCCAAGGAAGAGAAAAAUCCAGGUGUUACCUCUGGGAAAUCUAUUUUUUCCCCAAAUUUUUUUAUUGAUUUUCCACAUUUAUCACAAAAAUGACCUAACGAAACACACAACAAAGAAAAACACAUUACACUACAAUAAAUUAAACACAAAGAAAAAUUAUUUCUUCAAAUACCAUACCUAAUUCUCAUUACAUUGAUAACUGACUUCCUCGAAUCCCCUCUUACUGAAUCUCAUUAUAUCACCUGUAUAGAAGUUCUCCAAAUUCAUAUUUCUACUGAUAUUAACUCCUUUCAUUUACUAACCUCUUCUCCUUUAUUAAUUUUCAAAUCCUUAGUAUUUACUACCACAUAUUCUUAUUCUACCCCUAAGCCUAUUUAUCAUUUCCAAGAAUUUUCUAUUUAAUUUAUAUCACAAUAUUUAGCUAAAUAUUCUUUAAAUUUCUUCCAAUUCUCUUGUGUCUCCUCUUCUUUCUUGUCGCGGAUUCUUCCAGUCACGUUGGCCAGCUCCAAAAAAUCCAACAUCUUCAUCUGCCAUUCUUCUAUUGUUGGUAUUUCUUGCGAUUUCCAGUUUUUGGCUAAUAAAAGUCUUGCCGCUGUAGUGGCAUACAAAACCAGUCCAACAUCUUUUGGGGGGCAUUUCCAGUCCUAGUACCUCUGGGAAAUCUAGAAGAGCAGACCCCAUACUAACCAAUCCAUGUCUGGGAGUUUCAGCGGCAUCAUUGGGUUCUGUCAACGAAAGUGGGGUUUAGUGGGCAAGGCGAGUAUGGGAUGUAUGCCAUCAGAAAUUGCAACUUCAGUCUCCAGCCUUUUUGGGGAGAGGGGAGAUGGCAGGCAACUUUAUGAGUCAAGGCCUUUCCUUGGCUCCCGCAAAGGAUUGUGGGAAAAGGCGGAGAGGGCUCCUUCGUUCGACUCACCUUUUUCUCUUGCUCUUCUUUGCAGAUACCUGGUUGGCCGGAUCCUGGCAGGAGCGGGCAACCUGAACCCCCAGCGUUUCCCAGCGCCUCCCCGGCGCCUGCGGCGUGCCAUCUUUGACGGAGGGGACCUACCUGAGCCCCCCAAUCUUCUGCGGGUCAAACGACUAGGUGGGGAGGCCGGGGGGGAGCCCCAGCUGCAACGGGUCAAGCGGACAGAAGGGGAAGGGGCCGGCGGGAGGAGGGGGGUUUCUGGGGGGAUGCAGAGGCUUCGGUAUCUGCCUGAAUAGGAGGAAUUGGCAUAAAAAAGAUUGGGGGAGCCACCUCGCCCCUGCCCCCCACCUCUCUGGCAGUCUCUGAAUGUCAGUGGACUGUGACACCUCGUGUUUGUUCCUGCCUCUUUUCUGCCUUGUGAUCCCAAAUUACUGAGGAGGAAGGGGGAGAGCCUUUCACUGGGCUCCCCAAAUCCCAGUUCUGUUAUUGUAUGGGGAGGGGCUCUUUUCCCCGCUAACCUUCUGGGCGUCCUGAUUGAAAGCUGCAGUUUGAUGGUGAUCCUAUCUCCCAUGUCAAAUGCAGAGCUGGUGGCCAUCUUGGCUUAAAAAAAUAUUUAAAAGUGGCUCAAAUAACCCCCACCCACCCCUGAUUUUCCUUCUGCCUUAAUAGUCCCAUUACCUCAACCCUGUCUCUCAUCCCUUGCUCCUCCCUUGGCCCACCAGAGUUUCCCCCUGCUUGUGUAUGUCCGGUUUGUAAGAUGCCUUGUGUUCACCCACAUUCACGUUACACAAAGACAUAUGCGCCCUCUUGCUGAUUUGUCGCCCUGUUUGAUCCUGCUUGUGGCCAGAGUUUUUGGUGUUGAUGAAUUAAUAAAGAGCCCACCAGGUAUUUUAAUG
This is a messenger RNA of Podarcis lilfordi (Lilford's wall lizard), 9921 nucleotides long. The record is from the annotation of a GenBank genome assembly. NCBI's taxonomy places the organism in Eukaryota, Metazoa, Chordata, Lepidosauria, Squamata, Lacertidae.